GGACAAUCCUGAAAUGAAUCCUUUAAUUCCUGUGGUUUUACAAAAUAGCAAAGACGUCCUUUUUGGAAAUCUUCAAGAGAUCUACGAAUUUCACAAAAGAACUUUUCUUAAAGAACUGGAGAAUUGUACUGAAGAUACUGAUUCACUUGGAAGAUGUUUUCUGAAAAGGAAGGAAGACCUUCAAAUUUAUGAAAAAUACUGCCAAAAUAAACCAAGAUCAGAAGCCCUAUGGAGGCAGUGUGCUGAAAGCAUUUUUUUCCAGGAAUGUCAACGAAAAUUGGAUCACAAACUUUCUUUGGAUGCCUAUCUCUUGAAACCGGUCCAGAGAAUCACAAAGUAUCAGCUGCUUUUGAAGGAAAUGCUAAAGUGCAGCAAGAAUUCAGAAGGCACAGCAGAAUUAGAAGAAGCUCUCGCAACUGUACUAGAUAUCAUCAAAUCAGUCAAUGAUUCUAUGCAUCAAAUAGCCAUUACUGGAUAUGAGGGGGAUCUCUGUGAACUAGGGAAGCUUCUAAUGCAGGGCUCGUUCAAUGUGUGGACCGACCACAAGAAGGGCCAUAAUAAGGUGAAAGAUCUGGCCAGAUUCAAGCCAAUGCAGAGGCAUCUCUUCCUGUAUGCCAAAACCCUGCUUUUCUGCAAGAAGAGGGAAGAAAGCACUGAGGGACACGAGAAGUCACCUUCCUAUAGUUUCAAGCAUGCUCUGAAGAUGAGUUCGGUUGGUAUCACUGAAAAUGUAAAAGGGGAUAAUAAGAAGUUUGAAGUGUGGUACAAUGGCAGAGAAGAAGUGUACAUUAUUCAGGCAUCAUCUGUUGAGCAGAAGAACCUGUGGGUAACUGAGAUUAGAAAGGUACUAACAGGGCAACUUGAGGCAUGCAGAGAAGCCAGCCAGUUACAUCAGAGGAUAACAGAGAGUGUGUACCAUGCUCCAAUGAAUUCUUGGGUUACUAGGUCAAACAAAACAUCACUGAACAAUCAAAACAAAGCCGACUCCUCCAGUCACAAUUCACCGAACAACAAGAACAGAACAACAAGUCCAGCUGGAAGACAUACAAAAGGUCCUCUUGGUCCUGAUGUGAAAGCAAAGAGACAUGAAAUAAAGAGUGACCCUACUCCCUUGGGUCUAAAAGGUUGGCCAAGACACCUAAAUUCCUUAGAAACAUACGAAGAUUUUUCUGCCAUUCCAUCCAGCAACGAUGAACUUUCAAAUUCGUCUGAUAUUGAAGAAGAAACCACUCAUUCCAAAGGGUCAAAGCUUUUCUCGAUUGAAAGUAGUUUUGAAACAUGUUCACCUAGCACAUUUUCCCUCAAAGAAGGUGAUAUAGUACAGUUCAUACAGUGCGGAGAGAACGGACAGUGGCUAGUGAAGGAUCCAAUUACCAAAAGGAAAGCCUGGGUACCAUGCAAUAUAUUGACACCAGUGGCAUCUGCUAAUGUGUUGCAGAAGGACAACAUCACAGCUUACAGUGGCACGUGCCAAAUGUCAGCGGCAUCCGCCACCAUGAAAGAGAAGCAGAAUGAACACACAAGAAGUCUUGUAACAGAACAGAAGGCAGUAAGUUGAACACUGGAAGCAGCAUGUUGGAGUCUUUAGGGGAUGUGGGCUGAGAAGUCCAGUCUUUGUUACCCAGCCUGGAACUACAAACUGGCUCAUAUGGCUUCUGGCUGAUUCUGCAGAAAGGCGAUGAGACGAUCUGCAGAGCGUGGCAUUCCAAGAAGAGGAAAUACGUGUUUGUGGUAUUUUCUACAGUGACCUACAUUAGGUCUACAUCAGAGAGGAAAAUGAACUAUGCAUUUGACUCUGGGCAGCUUCUUCUGUCACUGCAGAUGAAGAACUUUCUUUUCCAUCUUGUGAUUGUUUCCUACAGACUUGUUAUCCUUCUUACUUGCUGAAUGCACAGAUGAAAGCUUUACUUUGUUCCAGAAGCACUUU
Molecule: messenger RNA, 1927 nt
Organism: Nanorana parkeri
Lineage: Eukaryota; Metazoa; Chordata; Amphibia; Anura; Dicroglossidae
Gene: MCF2L2
Product: MCF.2 cell line derived transforming sequence-like 2
Exons: 15
Coding region: 14-1558 (514 amino acids)
Biological process (GO): intracellular signal transduction
Cellular component (GO): cytoplasm
Molecular function (GO): guanyl-nucleotide exchange factor activity; protein binding
Source: RefSeq, a predicted model, not a curated record